AUGAGCGCCACUGGUGAUUUUGGGCCGGCGCCUGCUGAUGUUGAUCUUCGUGAGAAUCAACAAGUUCAGAUGCUCGGUGCUGUUAUAUCCCUCAUGGUCAUUGGGACGCUGGCGGUCAUUUUGCGCAUAUACACGCGCGCGAAGAGUUCACAAACAAAUUUCGGUCUUGAUGAUUAUCUCAUUUUCGCAUCGUUGUGCUUCGCCUAUGGCACCGCAAUAUGUGUGAUCAUCAGCACAAAAUAUAAAAAUGGGUGGCAUCAACAGACACUCAUAGACUCUGAAUUUGUUUCAUUGUGGAAACUUCUGUUCGCCCAUGUUUUUCUAUAUUCGACAACCGUGACUCUGACCAAGUCUUCGAUCAUCAUGUUCUAUCGUCGAAUAUUUAACCUUCGCUGGUCAUUGUAUUUUGCAAUGUCCAUUAUUUUGGGAUACUUUGUGGCUGUCAUCGCGACCAUCUCAGUUGCAUGUCGUCCAUUAUCCCACUUCUGGCUGCAGUACACUGAUCCUAGCGCCCAAGGAACAUGUAUCAACACUUCUGAUUUCUUUUUGAUCAAUGGGAUCAUCUCUGUCUUGAUCGAUGUUAUGAUCUUAUGUGUUCCUGCUCCGAUCAUUUGGAGACUACAGAUGCCGAGAACGCAACGACUCGCUGUCAUAAGCAUAUUGUUGCUCGGUGGCUUCGUCUGCGUCGCCGGUAUAAUUCGGGUUGUGUUUCUAGAUAAGAAUACCCAUUCUCUGGAUCCAUCCUGGACCAUUGCCCCUGUGUUUGUGUGGUCCUGUGUUGAACCCUUUAUCGGGAUUAUCUGUGCAUGCCUGCCCACAUUCUCACCGUUGUUCCGCCGCUGGUGGGCGAUAAUGGGUGUCAAACGGUCGGGGUCGAAGAAAAAGCAGGACUACUAUGGCACAGGAGGCUCCAGGAUCAAUCGCUCAAGGCAUCAAACGAGCGACGACAACGACCAAGAUGACCAUCAUGAUAAUCACGGCGAUGAAGUGCAGCUGACUAGCUUCCCCGGAUGGCCAUUACAUUUCUUGCGUGGAAAACACAGCAGUGACCCCAUGGCGUCGAAUUCUAACAUUCAAGUCAAAGAAGAGAUCACCAUAUCUUGGAAUUGA
Messenger RNA from Penicillium brevicompactum, 1110 nucleotides. RefSeq lists its product as uncharacterized. The transcript has 4 exons. Bases 1 to 1110 code for a protein of 369 amino acids. NCBI's taxonomy places the organism in Eukaryota, Fungi, Ascomycota, Eurotiomycetes, Eurotiales, Aspergillaceae. The record is from RefSeq and is a predicted model, not a curated record.